AUGCUCUUAACACGCAUUGCUCGCAUCCCGUGGGGUUUUGAACUUUCUCCAGAGACCACAAAUAAGCUGCAAAUGUUUUUCAUACCAGGAAGGAUUCCAUCAAAUACAUGGUUCGGUCCCUAUGCUGCAAAGCCAAGUAACGCCACACUCCUUUGUGGUAGUAGUUAUAUAAUUGUGAGGGAGAUGCAGGUAGAAAAACCUACAAAAAACCCAGACCUCAUGAAGAGUAUACUGCACCACGUGUCGCCGGACCAUCUGCCAGGAGUGAGAAGGCUCACACGUGAAGAGCUCAAUCUAUAUGAAAGACCCCUAACUUGGAGUCUCUUUUAUGCCAAGUAG
Messenger RNA from Cylicostephanus goldi, 339 nucleotides. The record is from the annotation of a GenBank genome assembly. NCBI's taxonomy places the organism in Eukaryota, Metazoa, Nematoda, Chromadorea, Rhabditida, Strongylidae.